Molecule: messenger RNA, 1160 nt
Organism: Ylistrum balloti
Lineage: Eukaryota; Metazoa; Mollusca; Bivalvia; Pectinida; Pectinidae
Product: S-adenosylmethionine-dependent nucleotide dehydratase RSAD2-like
Exons: 7
Coding region: 6-1145 (379 amino acids)
Biological process (GO): defense response to virus
Cellular component (GO): lipid droplet; endoplasmic reticulum membrane
Molecular function (GO): 4 iron, 4 sulfur cluster binding; catalytic activity
Source: RefSeq, a predicted model, not a curated record
UGACAAUGACUUUCACGGAGUUUUUCCGUAACGAGGACAGUGGCUGUUACCAGAAGUACUUUUCGAUCACCUUAGCAAUUUUGGUUGUCGUCAGUUGUAUAGUGUUUUCCAAGCGUAAGGAAGAUAAACACAAAUUAUCAAAACAGAAUAAUAACCAACACGUACCAGAAGAUCAGAAUGGUGGACCUUUGAUUGAGACAUCAGCGAAUGAGCAGAAAAUUUGCAAUCAGAAAAGAUCGGACACGCCGAAAGUAGAAGUGGUCACUCCUGUCCCACUUAGUGUGAAUUAUCACUUCACACGACAGUGUAACUAUCAAUGUGGGUUCUGCUUCCAUACCGCCAAAACAUCAGCUGUGCUACCUGUGUCUGAGGCAAAGCGUGGACUGCGUAUGCUCAAGGAAUCAGGGAUGGAGAAGGUGAAUUUUUCCGGCGGUGAGCCGUUCAUUGUACAACGGGGAACCUAUGUUGGAGAAUUGGUAACUUUCUGCAAACGGGAUCUCGGGUUACCAAGUGUGACCAUUGUCAGCAACGGAAGCCUGAUAACAGAAAAAUGGUUCAAGAAAUACGGCGAGUACCUCGACAUUCUGGCGAUAUCCUGUGACAGUUUCCAUCCUCAAGUAAACAAAGAAAUCGGUCGUUACCAAGGUAGUAAAAACCACCUCCAGAGCCUCCAGACUGUCCGUGAUCUGUGUACCCUGUACAAGGUGGCGUUUAAGAUCAACACGGUGGUGAAUUCCUGCAACAAAGAUGAAGAUAUGACGGAAAAUAUCUUAAGUCUUUCUCCAUGUCGUUGGAAGGUAUUCCAAUGUUUAUUGAUUGGAGGAGAGAACGCCGGCGAAAACGCACUGAGACAGGCUGAGACAUUUGUCGUCACAGAAGCUGAAUUUCAAGCAUUCCUGGAUAGACACAGCAGUGUGGCCUGUCUUGUUCCAGAAUCAAAUGAAAAGAUGAGAAAUUCGUACUUGAUACUGGAUGAAUAUAUGAGGUUUCUUGACUGUACGCGUGGUGGAAAAGAUCCGUCCAAAUCGAUUCUAGAUGUUGGCGUAGCCGAUGCACUAAUGUUUAGCGGCUUCGAUGAAUCCAUGUUCUUCAAACGAGGAGGGAAAUAUAAGUGGAGCAAAGCCGACAUGAAACUUGAAUGGUGAAGCAGUCAUAGCACA